This is a messenger RNA of Diaporthe citri, 1224 nucleotides long. RefSeq lists its product as uncharacterized. The record is from RefSeq and is a predicted model, not a curated record. NCBI's taxonomy places the organism in Eukaryota, Fungi, Ascomycota, Sordariomycetes, Diaporthales, Diaporthaceae. The transcript has 5 exons. Bases 1 to 1224 code for a protein of 407 amino acids.
AUGGCAGCCAAAGUCAAAUUAUGCCUCCAAGUCAAUGCGAAACACCCUGACACUUUCCGUCCCGACACGAUCAGCUUGCCGCCUCUGCACUACGAAUCCAUGAUAAAAAAGUUGAAAUUGCCAACAAAUGCUUUGGAAUUGACUGCAGGUGUUGGGCCCCUGUUCUGGUGGGAAUUCGUCCAGAGGAAUGGAAAGAAACGCCUAGAUAUUAUCUUCAGAAAGGCCGACGUUGAGAAAAUGCGCAGGACUCGCGGCUGGGAGCUGAUCCUCAGCCAUGAUUUCGAAGAGAACAUGACAACGGGUUUCUACAAAGGGACCGGCUCGUCAAAGAUGGCAGAUGUGCUGGACUCUCUUAAGCAAUGCGCUGAUAAUACUUAUCACCCGCUGCUGAUACCGCUCAUAAUCUUCGAAAUGGAGUGUAUGGCAGGCACCGAGCUCAGGCAGCGAACAGCUAGGGCCUGGGUGCGGAGCAUAGAAAACCAGCUCGGACAGGAGUUGGAACAUCCAACAGAUGAUAGCCUUCAUCUGGCUGAGCUCCAUACUGAGCUCCUCCGCCGGGACAUCGUUGAGUGUCACGCUCAGGUGCUGUGGAAAGCUCCAAAGGACUAUAUCCGCAUACUUCAGUCAUUCCGUGCCUGCUUGAGAAGACUGGGCCCUGAAGUUUCAAACACCAAGGAUGUGGCUGAGACGCACCAGAGGUUUGGGUCUAGAGUGGAUUUCCUUGAACAGCGUUUUGAGAGCCUCAGCAUCUAUAUGGAUAAGACCCUGAUGCGGCUAAGCAUGCAGCAAGAUGCAUUGGUUAAUCUCAUUGCGAGGCAGGAGAACCGGCUCACCGUGAGACUCGCUGGAGAACAACGAGCGCUUGCUUACGCCAGCAAAAAUGACUCAACCGCGAUGAAGGCCUUGUCCCUACUUGGAGCAAUAUUCCUGCCCGGAGCUUACGUAGCAUCCAUUCUGUCUACCACCUUCUUCGACUUUCACGAUUCGGCAGACUUGUCGUCAGCAGUGUCGCCAAGAUUCUGGCUCUACUGGGUGGUAGUGGUUCCUUUGACGAUGUGCGUGGUUGCAGCCUGGUAUAUAUGGGAAAGGCAGAGGAAGAGAAAAACACACGAGGUGGCGGAAGCUCUUAAGCAACAGGGCGUGAACGUAGACCAAAUGGAAGCGGAGCUGCUGGCGGCGAUGAGAGAGAGGGUGAGGGGUUCGGGGGAAGAUCGAUACGGUUAG